Prorocentrum cordatum is the source of this 628-nucleotide messenger RNA. The record is from the annotation of a GenBank genome assembly. NCBI's taxonomy places the organism in Eukaryota, Dinophyceae, Prorocentrales, Prorocentraceae.
GGCGCCAUCAAGCAAGAGCACACGCAGGCCAUCCCUGACUUCAUCUUCACGCUGCCGAUGUACCAGAAGUUGUUCGACCUCCUUGUCGCCCACUCUAACGGCGUCUCCACCUCUCCGACGCUGGCUCGGCGCUCUCUCAGGUCCAACAUGGCGGAGGCUGCUCGCCUCACUCGCAACCGCCUUCUACAGCUACCAGGUGGUGUCCGAGGCCAGAUCCCUGUCGAAGCGCACCCGCUCGUCUUCCGGUCGGUCUCCCGUGCGGUUUGGCGCCAGGGCAAAACUCUAGCCGCCGCCCUCGUUGCUCUCGACCCGCACGCCCAACACGUGAUCAAGAUCGAGAACGAUGUGGUCAAGCUCUGUGACGAGCUUGUCAGCAUCCGCAUCCCUGAUGCGACGGACAUUGCAAAGUCUCCACAGGCCAUGCUCAGGCCCUACAAUCUCACUGGUUGCCAGUCUUCGCUCAUAAGCCUGUGGACCGCGCCGCGAUGGUCUCCUACGCGCGGCGGUUUGCACCUUCCCUCCCGCGCUGGCCACGACUCGUUCUUCCAGCCGUUGCUGCGCUGCAACGAGCUGCUCGACGCGCGCGCGCUUCGGCGCCAGGUCCCGAUCGACUUCCCGAUCGUGCUAG